Molecule: messenger RNA, 279 nt
Organism: Caenorhabditis elegans
Lineage: Eukaryota; Metazoa; Nematoda; Chromadorea; Rhabditida; Rhabditidae
Source: the annotation of a RefSeq genome assembly
AUGUUUCUGGAACUAAUAUCAGUUUGGCAUGCUGUCGGCUCCGUUGUAGGAUGCCUGACCAAUCUGUUAUUACUGUACGUUGCAUUGACAAAAACUCCAAAUCAGACAAAAUCCUACGCGAUACUAAUAAUAAAUUUUGCAAUCACUGAUUUCACAGAAUCUCUUAUGGAUUUGUUUGUUCAACUGAGGUUUAUAAUUACUCCAUUUGAUGUGACUCUUAUUUAUAUUUUCAAUGGUCUAUGUCAGUACACAGGAGUGAUGUCUUGCAAAAUUGGGUAA